Molecule: messenger RNA, 1665 nt
Organism: Desarmillaria tabescens
Lineage: Eukaryota; Fungi; Basidiomycota; Agaricomycetes; Agaricales; Physalacriaceae
Product: histone-lysine N-methyltransferase
Exons: 2
Coding region: 1-1665 (554 amino acids)
Biological process (GO): DNA repair; regulation of transcription regulatory region DNA binding; DNA damage checkpoint signaling
Cellular component (GO): nucleus
Molecular function (GO): histone H3K79 methyltransferase activity
Source: RefSeq, a predicted model, not a curated record
AUGAUAUCCUCUUCUUCACCGCCCGACGACUCAACGCGUCAGUACCAAGAGUCGCCCCAUUCAUCACCAUCGCUCGCGUCGUCACCGCUGUCCUCGUCCUCGUCCUCGUCCUCCUCAUCUUCGUCGCGAAAAAGAAAGAGCUCAGAAGGUCCUACAGACGUUCUUCGUAGUCAAAAGCGCUCUAGGUCUGCGAAACCCAACCAGAAGUCACGCAAACGCGCCUCGCCAGACUCGGAUGAUGACUGGGGGUCAGACAGCGGCGAUGCCUUCCCUCAGCAGCCUAUCUAUCGGUCUCGCUCGACAUCUGCUGUGCAAUGUACGACCGGAAAGACGCGCAACUGCUCUAUUGAGGCCGAUGGAGACCCAGCGAAGACACCCUGUGUAUCGUCCUUGAAUGCUGUGAAGGAUUUUAUGCGGACAUACAAGGCCUAUUUUUCAAAUCCCAAAGACCCCGAAGACUACUCUUGGAAGCCACAUCCUAUUCACCCACCAACUGGCGAACUUGAAUACCCGAAUAAGGACGCCUGUGAAGAGUUUAUUCUCCUCGAGCCCAAAGACAAGGAUCAUUACAAUCCAAUCAUGGAUCUCGAGAGGUCAUUAUACACCAUCGUCGACUGCUACAUGACACCAAAACAGCAGGCCAUAUUCGGCACUCUCCCUUCCGAUUAUUAUUCUGAUACCCACUCCAAACGACCGUCGCCGCCGACUACACCAUACCCUGAAGGUCCUUAUGGGAAUCUUCUCCGAUAUUUGCAACGCGCAAUACAUAUACGGGACGGUCCUCUUUUCUCCACCACUCUCCAUAAGAUCAACUGUCUAAUUCGCGAACUCAAAUACCCUAGUCUGCUGAGCCCUAGUCUCUUGGGUGACGUUUUCCUCCCUACACCUUCCAACGAGCUCAAAACGGCUGUCUCAACAUGGUCCAAUAUCCCGAAAAAGGUGCUGCUUCGUGUCGUGGAAGAAAAUUAUCAGCGGAGUGUCGGUCCCCAUGUACAAAGCCUUAAACAGUACGAGGCUUUCUCGAGCACUGUCUAUGGCGAAUUGAUGCCCAGUCUCGUGUACGACAUCCUUGCCAACACGAAUCUAGACCAAAAUUCGCUUUUCAUCGAUUUGGGAAGUGGAGUGGGGAACAUUCUCGUCCAGGCCAGCCUUCAGACAGGGUGCCGUAGCUAUGGGAUAGAGCUUAUGCCUGCGCCUGCAGGUGUCGCAAAGAACAUGGUUCAGCAUUUCGCGACCCGGUGUCGAAUGUGGGGUGUAUCAUUGGGAGACAUAGAGGUAGAAGAGGGUGACAUGCUCGAGAGUUCGCGGGUAGAUGAGCUGUUGAAGGAAGCCGAUGUUGUGCUGGUUGACAACAAGGUCUUUGACGAACGGCUAAACGAGGCGAUCCGAGCCAAGUUCCUCGAUCUCAAGGAAGGCGCCAUUGUUGUCAGCUUGAAGCCGUUUGUGAAUGCUGUCAAUGCAAGAGUGACAGAGAGGAAUGUGGAUGACAUGAGCGCUAUUUUCGAUGUGCAGGAGAAGACGUAUCGGAGCGGUGAUGUGAGUUGGGGACCUGGGGGAGGGAGCUACUACGUCCAUCGCGUUGACCGGACGGGCUACGCAGAUGUGCGCUCGCGUUUCGAGAACUCGAGGAUUUCUGGAGGAAGACGGUCAAGGACUUCACGGUGA